Molecule: messenger RNA, 2625 nt
Organism: Emys orbicularis (European pond turtle)
Lineage: Eukaryota; Metazoa; Chordata; Testudines; Emydidae
Gene: KIF18B
Product: kinesin family member 18B
Exons: 15
Coding region: 1-2625 (874 amino acids)
Biological process (GO): microtubule-based movement
Molecular function (GO): ATP binding; microtubule motor activity; microtubule binding
Source: RefSeq, a predicted model, not a curated record
AUGGUGUCAGUCCUGCCCACAGAAGAGGGCAACGUGGCAGUGGUGGUGCGGGUACGGCCCCAGACUCAGCAGGAGCAGGAAGGGAGUCGACACGCUGUGGUGCAGGUGAUCGAUGACAGCAUGUUGGUGUUUGACCCUGAGGAACCCUGUCUAUCGGGAGUUUUUACAGGCUUCCGGGGCCACGAUGCCCCCAAGCGGAAGGGCAAGGAUCUGAAGUUUGUGUUUGACCAAGUGUUUGGUGAGAGUGCUACACAGGAGGAAGUAUUCCAGCACACAACUAAGGAGAUCCUGGAUGGGGUGCUGAAUGGGUACAACUGCUCUGUGUUCGCCUAUGGUGCAACAGGUGCAGGAAAAACCUACACCAUGCUGGGCUCUGAGAAGAGUCCAGGCAUCAUGUACCUCACCAUGGUGGAGCUUUAUAAGAGGAUUGAGGCAAGGAAGGAGGAGAAAAGCUGCGAGGUGCUCAUCUCCUACCAGGAGGUGUACAAUGAGCAGAUUCAUGAUCUCCUGGAGCCGAAGGGCCCUCUAGCAAUCAGGGAGGACCCAGAGAAAGGGGUAGUGGUACAGGGACUCUCCUUCCAUCAGCCAAAAUCAGCAGAGCAGCUCCUGGAGAUGCUAGCAAGUGGGAACAGAAACCGCACACAGCACCCCACAGAUGCCAAUGCUACUUCCUCACGCUCACACGCGGUCUUCCAGAUCUAUGUGAAGCAGCAGGACCGUGUCGUUGGCAUCACUCAGGACCUGCAGGUGGCCAAGAUGAGCCUGAUUGACCUGGCAGGCUCGGAGCGAGCAUCAACCACCAACACAAAGGGAGAGCGGCUCCGAGAGGGUGCCAACAUCAACCGUUCACUGCUGGCCCUGAUUAAUGUCAUCAACGCCCUGGCUGAUGCAAAGAGCAGGAAGUCCCACAUCCCGUACAGGGACAGUAAGCUCACACGCCUGCUGAAGGACUCUCUUGGGGGCAACUGCCGGACCAUCAUGAUUGCUGCCAUCAGCCCAUCUGCACUCGCAUAUGAGGACACCUACAACACGCUCAAGUAUGCCAAUCGGGCCAAGGAGAUCAAACUGUCGCUGAAGAGUAACGUGCUCAGCCUGGACUGCCACAUCACUAAGUACGCAGCUAUCUGUGAGCAGCUGAAAGCAGAGGUGGCAACUCUGCGAGAGAAGCUCCAAGCUUACGAGAGAAACACCCAGGAUCCAGACCACCAGGUUCCAGCUCCUCAGGCACAGUCUACCCCUUGGCAGGUGGAGCUGCUCAGGUCAGCAGAGGCUGCACAGGAGGUGUCUCCAGAUCAUGAAGUCCCUGAUAAGGGUAACCAGGAAAUGGUGAUACAGCAGCAGGAGCGGAAAGUGAGACCCCCCUUUCAGCAACAGGACCUGGGAGCAGUGGAACAGACGCCAGAGAAGGAACUUCAUGACUAUGCCACAGAUCUUCAGCAGAAAACCAAUAAACCAAGCUCUCUGCUACAGGGACUGCCCCGGGAUCCGACCCAGAGGCUGGUCCUUGCUGUCCUGCAUGUUGCACAAAGGCAGUACUUUCUGCUGAAGGCUGCCAACCUCCUAACCCCUGACAUGGUCUCAGAGUUUGAGGAACUGGAAUACCUGGUGCAAAGAGAAACCGGUAGGAGUCAAGAGCCAGCUGGGACUCUGGGCGGACCCGAGGUGACCAGUGAAAGCAUCCCAGCCCAAGAGGAGCAGCAGCACUCGGCUAACGUUGUACCAUUGGCCACCAGGCUGCAGGGUGCGCCUGCCACAGAACGUGCUGCCCCGAUGACGAGGGCUGUGACGCGGUCCUUGCAGAAGCUUGUGUUGGUCCCUAGUCCCUCAGCCAAGACUCCCAGCCUGCCAACGAAGAAGAGGAGGAGGUCGGAAAUGAGCAGCCCAUCCAAAACAGGAACUCCUGCCACGCCAAAACUGCAGGCGAAGCGCCAGCGGAAAUCCUCCCUUCCUGGCCGGCGAAGGCGAAGGGGCUCCGCAAAUGAAUCAGCUGCUCCUCCAGUGACAAUCAGUCACAGCACCCCCAUUGUUAAGGAAGCUAAACCUGCUCAACUAGUGCCUUAUUGCACCCCAAAACCCUGCCCAACAACAGUCACCAAAAGCCGGGUGCCCCUGACAACAUCUGCUGCCCAAAACUGUUGCACUCCAGCUACGCUGACCAUCCGAGACCUGAAUCUAACCUUUGACCUUGCUGAGGACAGCUGUUCAUCUGGUGUGGACAAUCCUGUGAAAUUCAGUGCCCCCGAGUUCCCUGGCUGGGAGAACGUCCAGUGCGUCUUUAAAAAGCCCGAAGGUUCCUUCAUGCCCAGAGCCUCCGUGCCCAUGUUCACCAUGAAGGGCUCCUCCAUCCCACCUGGCAGCAUCCCGAAGCCAUCCUCGUUGGUCUCUAAAGCAAUGGGACAGAAGAGAAGGCGUUCUGUGAGCACUGCCUCCCGCUCGCUGGGUGGGCUGCGGAGCCAGAGCCGAAUUGCCAGGCUCCGGAGCAGCAGUGUGAAGUCCUUGCAGACCCCAAGUAUCCCAGAGCGUCCUUCCUGCACUCUGGCCAAGAGGAGCAGAGCAGAUCUAGAAGUAGUUGGUGGAAAAAUGCUGGCUGCACCCAGAUCCCAGGCCAUGAAGCUUUUCUGCUGA